GUGUAUAUAUAUAUGUGUGUUGUAUAAGUGGUGGACGCAUCAUUUAGCCGAUUUAGCGAAUCGCCAGCGAAAGUCGCCGUGUAUCUGUACGGUCGAGCCAAGCCGAUUCCGGUGAUUCUCCGUUCUUCGUUUCCCCGUGGAUAUUUCCCCCUCCCCCUCCCUCCCAUCCGAUCGUCGGCGGUCUUCAAUCUCGAGUCCCUCCGUUCGCGUUGUCGGGUCCUGGUUUCGUUCGAGUCGCUAUGAGCCAGUGACACCGCACUGGCCAGCGGCAUGCCGUCAUCGUCAUCAUCAUCAUCAUCCUCGUCGUCGUCGUUGUCGUCGUCGUCGUCAGCAUCGCCAUCGUCGAGAGACGACCACCAGUCCCGGCUGCUGAGCCCCGAGAUAUGCUCCCCGCGUCCGUGGCAGUGACCCAUCCCGACAAGAUUGUCGCCCUCGUCCGCGCCGAGUGAUCGCCGAACGAUGGAGAACCAGGACGAUCGGACGAUCAGAGCGAACGGAAACGAAGAUCCGCAGGCGAAGAUCAGCCGAUUGGAGUCGGAGAACGUUAAGAUGCGAGAGGAGUUCAAUGUACAAAGGGCCAAGAUGAAGGAGCUGUUCCUGCAGAAGGAAGAAGAAUUGAAGCGGAGGCUGGAGGAGAACGUGGGCCUGCAGAAGGAAAAUCUGAGACUGAAGAACGAGCUGGACGAGGCUAAGAGCCAACUAGUCGUCGCGGAUCUUAAGAUACAAAACGAUAUGAUGAUAGAGAAGCGAAAGGCUCAGGAGGAGAUAGCGUCUUUGCAGCAGGUUAUACACGAAACGGUGGAGGAGUCCUCCUGUUCGCGGAAGCAGCUCGUCGGUGAGGUGUCGAAAUUGCAGUUUGCCCUUGCCAAGCUUCAGGAAGAGAACGCACUGCUGAAGACGCAAUUGCCGCGCGAUCCACCGGCGGACGGGCCGCAAAUCUCGUUGUCUACAGUAACUAAGACACUAGCUAGAAAAGUAGUUUCGCAAUUAGGCGCGGACUCCCUGUCUCUGGGGCCUGACAAUUUAGAAGAAAGCAUGCGGAAGGUAAAAAAAUAUGCGCAGGAAGACGCGGAAGUUCUACGUUCGUUGGUUGUGCCGCUCGAGGAGGAGAUAAAAGCUUUAAAAGAGAAACUACGGUCGACCGACGACGAGUUACAAAAGUGUAAAGAAGUUCUAUUAAAGAGGCGGCAGCAGGAACCUGGUUCCUUCGAGCCGUCGUGUGAUAUGUGCGCGAACUACGAAGCACAAUUAGUCAAAGUAGAAGCGACUGCCAAGGAUUUGGAGAGGCAGCUGUUGGACUCGCAACGUAUGCUGCAAGCUCAAAAGGAGGAUCUAGCUAAGGAAGUUGAGUUUCGGAAGGAGAUGGAGGAGAAGUGGAAUGAGAAGAAGGAGGAGCAUAAAAUCAAAGUUGCGGAGCUCACCGUCACCUCGCAGACGGCGCAGCAAAAUUUGUUAGAAUUAAAGAAGACCUUCGAACAAAUUCAGAGGAGCGUGUCGGAGGAACUUUGUAAAUUGACACGAGGCAGAGAGGAAGUGCAGAGACAUCUCACCGCACUUCAGAUGGAAAAUGAAAAUCUUGUGGGUAAACAUAGUAAACAUUCGCAACAACUUCAAAGUGAAAGCAUCAACAUGCCAAAUACUGUUGAGGAAUUGCAUAUGAGCCUUUUAAAGAUGCGCGAGGAUUUAAUUACGGCCAAAGUAGCUCAAGAGGUUGCGCAGGAGAAGGAAGAAACGCUGCGAUACGAAGUUACUUUACUGAGAGAACAAAUGGAGCAGGAGAAUAGAGUCAAAGAACAGGAUAAUGCGGUAUUAAAGAAUGAGAUAAGCGGGUUGAGAGCGCAAUUAGAUAAAUACGCAAGAGAUCAUCGUACACUCGCUGACAGAGAGGAGAAACUCGACCGGUUGGAAAAGCAGCUGCAGGAAAUCCAAAAAGAGAAGAAGGAUGCGGACUCAGCUAUAACUGAACUACGGCAAAGAGUUAUGAGUCUACAGCAGGAAUUGGACACCAGUGAGGCGGUGCAGAAAGACUUCGUUAGAUUAUCACAAUCAUUACAGGUGCAACUGGAAAGGAUUAGGCAGGCAGGUAGUGAAGUGAGAUGGCAACACGAAGAGGACGUCGAGGAAUGUCCGAGUUGUCAUACCACGUUCUCAGUUACGAAGAAGAAGGUACAUUGUCGUCACUGUGGCCAUAUAUUUUGUCAAUCUUGCCUCUCGCACGUUGUGAACAGCGGGCCGAAACAAAGACCAUCCAGAGUCUGUGAUGUUUGUCAUACUUUAUUAGUGCAAGAUACCGCACCAUACUUCAGCCAAGAGCCUCCACAUACACCUGAUUAAAUGUUCUAAAAGUCACGGGAUUCUAACACGGUUUUAAUGAGAUGUGCAAUAUCCGGUCCGCGGUGACAUGCUGAUUAUAGUUUGUACGUCUCGAGUUGUACCGGUCAUUAAGGUGACUAAUCGAUGACUCUCUUUUGUUUUGUAGAAAGAGAGAAAGUUAGAAAUGUUGAUAGCAUAAAAAAUGGGAUAGAUAAGAUUCCUAUUACCUGAAAAAAAAAAAACCGGAGUGAUACAACAAAUAUCGUGUAAAUAAUAAAGUUAUGUACUACCUAAUGGUUACUGUAAUUUAAACAGAUUAAAGCUUUUGAAUGUAUAUGAGUUAUUCAGAAGAACACCGUGAGUAUUUAUAUAUUACAUUAUCUUGUCUUUAUUUAAUUACGGAUCUCUCAAAUGUUUAAUUGAGAAUUUUUUAAAUUUACGGCUGUGCUCGGCGAGCGCGCUAUUGUGUCAUUUUCAUCCUUAGCGUUCUUUAGACGUAAAACAAGGACAAAAUGACGUAAUAGUGCUGACAAUAUAUUUCUCCGAACGUAGCCCACGCAAGAGAAACAUUUAAGUCUUUUUGAUAGAACAUUUUUUUUUGUUUACUUAAUUUUGUUUCUGUAUAUCUUUCUUUUAAUGUAAAAAGAAAACAAUUGAAUGCUUUUAUUAAUUGUUGAUCAAACUGAGUAGAAUGUAUAUUUAAUUUGUUAUCUUGUGACUGCUAGCUCUAAUGCAUUCAAUAAUGUAAAUGACAAUACAAGAGCAAUAAGAACUUGAGGUGCAGUUGAUGACAUGUGAUCUAUUUAAAUUUCCAAAGAUUAAUUUGAAUUUGCGUACAAUACCGCUAAAUAGAUUACGUAUUGCCAGUUACACUUCGAGCGCCUGCUAUACCCUUGUAUCGUCUGAAUUUAUCCAAAGAGGCUUUUACUAAUUAUUCAGUUAUAUAAGUUUACAUUGAGCGGAUGUGCGUGCUAUCCUGUCGUUCGAUCUAUUUGAAGUGCCUAAAUGAAUUUUUAAGAUUGAAGUGAAUACACGAAAUCUGCAAAGAAACACUUGUAAAUAAUUUAGCGAGAAUGAAAAAUUCAUCAUUUCGAGAUAUCUCUAGGAGCAGGCCAAGGACACGCGCGCGUCUAAUAGCUUCUAAUUAUCUGUAUUCAUUACGGCAUUUGUACGAGUACGAAAUGCUUGG
Wasmannia auropunctata (little fire ant) is the source of this 3502-nucleotide messenger RNA. RefSeq names its product rab GTPase-binding effector protein 1 (gene Rbpn-5). Gene Ontology annotation, cellular component: intracellular membrane-bounded organelle. The record is from RefSeq and is a predicted model, not a curated record. The transcript has 8 exons. NCBI's taxonomy places the organism in Eukaryota, Metazoa, Arthropoda, Insecta, Hymenoptera, Formicidae. The coding region runs from base 460 to 2334 and encodes 624 amino acids. Gene Ontology annotation, biological process: endocytosis. Gene Ontology annotation, molecular function: GTPase activator activity; growth factor activity; metal ion binding.